Messenger RNA from Vitis riparia (riverbank grape), 3302 nucleotides. Its product is annotated as pentatricopeptide repeat-containing protein At2g19280. Gene Ontology annotation, molecular function: protein binding. The record is from RefSeq and is a predicted model, not a curated record. Lineage: Eukaryota; Viridiplantae; Streptophyta; Magnoliopsida; Vitales; Vitaceae. The transcript has 6 exons. The coding region runs from base 600 to 2534 and encodes 644 amino acids.
UGGCUUCAGACCCUUCCCAAACGCUGCCUACCCCAAGCCGCCUUCUUCUCUCUUGCUUCCUGCCAGGCUACCACUGCUCCCACAUAGCUGAGAGAGAUGCUAUGAAUGGGAGCAAGCUUCCCUUUUUUGUGGACCUCAAGGGAAGUUCUUCAAUUGCGGUUUGGGAGUUGGGUGGCAACUAACAUCGAUGAACAUAGGCGGCAGUGGUGGUGCUGACUUCAAUCUUCCAGCGUUUCCAACGAGUCGGUGGUGGUGGAGGUGGUGGAGAGGGCAUAGGGUGACCCACUUCGGUUUUUUUUAAUAAUGGCGGCGCACUCUGUGUUGUUCUCUUCAAAAUGAUGCAUGAGUUUCAGAAAUCUUUCACCAGCCUUUUCAUGCUAGUUCCUGGUUGUUGAUGAAGGCUUUGGUUCCAAUUAUCAAUGCUUUCUCUUCUGGCUUAAAGGCAGUAGUUAUGAGAAAUAGAAUACCAAAAAAAUUUCAUCUGCAAAUUUAGCAUUAUCUUCUCCAACUCUUAUGGUAGAUGAAGUAUUUAACCACAAUAAUUCCUGCUGUGUGGAUGAUGACUAUUGCCAAAUAUCAAAUGCAUUCCAGCCGAAUAUAUGGAAUGCAAUGGGCUUUCUUCUGGUGAGAACGAUAUCUUUGCAUAUGUCGACAAGGAUUCCCCGAUUUCCGAAAAUGAGAAAGCAGUUGAUGAUGAAAUGGAAAUAAUAAAGGUGAUACUCAUGAACCGCGGAUGGAAUUUAGGUUCUCAAAAUGGUUAUAGGAUUGAUCUGAGUCAGUUUAACGUAAUGAAGAUUUUGAAUGAUCUGUUUGAAGAGAGUACGGAUGCUGCCCUUGCUCUAUACUUCUUCAGGUGGUCAGAGUACUGCAUGGGAUCAAAGCAUACAGUUGAAUCAGUGUGUACAAUGAUACAUAUUCUGGUCUCUGGAAACAUGAAUCAUAAAGCAAUGGAUCUACUUCUACAUCUCAUUAGUUAUAACAGUGGAGAAGAGGGAUGGCAUAAUAUAUUUCUGAAAAUCCAUGAAACCCAUACCAAAAGAAGGGUCCUAGAAACUGUAUAUGGCAUGCUUGUCAACUGUUAUGUCAAGGAAAACAUGACACAAGUGGCUCUUAAAUUAAUAUGUAAAAUAAGACAUCUUAACAUCUUUCCCUUGAUAGGGGUUUGUAAUUCACUUCUCAAGGCAUUGUUGGAAUCAGAGCAGUUGAAUUUGGCUUGGGAUUUUUUGAAAGAAAUGAAGAGCCGAGGGAUAGGUUUAAAUGCUUCUAUUAUUAGCUUAUUUAUCAGUGGAUACUGUAACCAAGGUAACAUUGACACCGGUUGGAAAUUGCUUAUGGAAAUGAAAUAUCUUGGAAUCAAACCAGAUGUUGUUGCAUAUACAAUUGUGAUUGACUCCCUAUGCAAAAUGUCCCUUUUAAAAGAAGCCACUUCUAUACUGUUCAAAAUGACUCAGAUGGGUGUAUUUCUGGAUUCAGUUUCGGUUAGUUCAGUUGUUGAUGGUUACUGCAAAGUUGGAAAAUCAGAGGAAGCAAUGGAUGUUUUGGAGGUAUUUAAUCUUUCCCCCAAUAUUUUUGUAUUCAAUAGCUUUAUUUCCAAAUUAUGCACAGAUGGUAACAUGUUAAAGGCUGCUAAAGUCUUCCAGGAUAUGUGUGAGAUGGGCUUGAUGCCUGAUUGUUUUAGUUACACCACUAUGAUGGCAGGAUACUGUAAAGUUAAGGACAUAAGCAACGCUCUCAAAUAUUUAGGAAAAAUGUUGAAGAGGGGAAUUAGACCAUCUGUUGCUACAUACACUUUGCUUAUAGAUAGUUGUUGCAAGCCUGGAAACAUGGAAAUGGCAGAAUAUUUGUUUCAAAGGAUGAUAACAGAGGGUUUGGUACCUGAUGUUGUUUCAUACAAUACAUUAAUGAAUGGCUAUGGAAAGAAGGGCCACCUGCAAAAGGCUUUUGAGCUUUUAAGUAUGAUGAGAUCAGCUGGUGUCUCUCCAGAUUUGGUAAGCUACAACAUUCUCAUUCACGGUCUUAUCAAGAGAGGAUUAGUGAAUGAAGCAAAAGAUAUUCUGGAUGAGCUCAUGAGAAGGGGUUUUUCUCCUGAUGUUGUGACAUUCACUAAUAUAAUAGGUGGGUUCUCGAAUAAGGGGAACUUUGAGGAAGCAUUUCUUUUGUUCUUCUACAUGAGUGAACACCAUUUGGAGCCUGAUGUCGUGACAUGCAGUGCUCUUCUUAAUGGGUACUGCAGGGCACGUCAUAUGGCAGAAGCUAAUGUUCUAUUCCAUAAGAUGCUUGAUGCUGGGUUGAAAGCUGAUGUGAUAUUGUACAAUAGUCUUAUUCAUGGAUUUUGUAGUUUAGGAAACAUUGAUGAUGCAUGCCAUUUGGUGAGUAUGAUGAUCGAACAUGGCAUCAUGCCAAACAAUAUUACUCAUCAUGCACUUGUCCUUGGAUAUGAAAAGAAGUGUGUUGAGAAUCCUGUUGAAAGAGCAGCCUUUAAGCUGCAGCAAUUACUGCUGAAAAAUGGUAUCCAGGCUGAAGAUGACAGAUAACUAUCUAUGAUCUAGCAACCUAGCAACUUGGGUGCUGAACCUGUUAUAUAGCAUGCAGGUAUUUAAGCUAGUUCAACUUUGACAUGGAGUUACCUGGUGUUGUCUCUUUCAGUCAUCUUGGAUAAUUAUCUUGAAGCUAAAAGAUGGCAAGUUUUCAGAAAUCAAUGUGAAGAAACUCCUGUUUCUUUGAGAUGUGGUCCUCACAUGGCACGACAGUAUUCAGCUCGGCUUGAGCAAGGAAGUUCUGGAAUAUAUUUGCUGAAUGGAAAAUUCAGGCAUCAGCCUAAGAAACUUUUGUUUCUUUGAGAUGUAGACCAUUCUAUGGCAUGACAGAAUUCAGCUCGCUUUGUUACCUACCAGAGACUUAAGCAAGGAAGUUCUGGAAUACAUGCUGAAUGGUUUUGUAGUUCUCAUACAGACCAUAUCUGAUUGAGCUUCUACAACUAACCUCCAAGUGGGAAAGAAGCAUAGGGAGAUUGCCACAAAUUCUAUUUCAUGGGGAAUCCAGCAAUGCAGCAUCUAAAAUGACAAUUUCUCGAGAUGCAGUUAUACCCGAGGGGAGUUUAUCCAUCUGGUCGGAGUUCUUUCCACUGGUUCUUUAUCUUGCCUCUGAUCAUACUCCCUUGGGGUUUCUAGCUUUGUUUCCACCAUAUUCAUGGCAAAUAAAUAAGGCACUAGAUGGAAGUUGUUAGCUCUUUAUAUCACCUCCCUUGAAAUACAGUGAAAAACUUCGAAUGAAAUGUAAACACAAAUCUAUUUUCUGGGUUC